UUUCUGGAAUAUGUCUGUGUUACAGAUGUGGACGAGUGUGCAACGGAUUCUCACCAGUGCAACCCUACCCAGAUUUGCAUCAACACGGAAGGAGGGUAUACCUGCUCUUGCACCGAUGGCUAUUGGCUUCUGGAAGGCCAGUGCUUAGACAUUGAUGAAUGUCGCUACGGCUAUUGCCAGCAACUUUGUGCGAAUGUUCCUGGCUCCUAUUCCUGCACCUGCAACCCUGGUUUUACCCUCAACGAAGAUGGAAGGUCUUGCCAAGACGUGAACGAGUGUGCCACAGAGAACCCCUGCGUGCAAACUUGUGUCAACACCUAUGGCUCUUUCAUCUGCCGCUGUGACCCAGGAUAUGAACUUGAGGAUGACGGUGUUCAUUGCAGUGAUAUGGAUGAGUGCAGCUUCUCUGAGUUCCUCUGCCAACACGAGUGUGUGAAUCAGCCCGGCACAUACUUCUGCUCCUGUCCCCCUGGAUACAUUCUUUUGGAUGACAACCGAAGCUGCCAAGAUAUCAACGAGUGUGAGCACGGAAACCACACGUGUAACCUGCAGCAGACUUGCUACAAUUUGCAGGGGGGCUUCAAGUGCAUUGACCCCAUCCGCUGCGAGGAGCCUUAUCUGCGGAUUAGUGAUAACCGCUGUAUGUGUCCUGCUGAGAAUCCUGGCUGCAGAGACCAGCCCUUUACCAUCCUGUACCGGGAUAUGGAUGUGGUGUCAGGACGCUCCGUUCCUGCUGACAUCUUCCAAAUGCAAGCCACGACCCGCUACCCUGGGGCUUAUUACAUUUUCCAGAUCAAGUCUGGGAACGAGGGCAGAGAAUUCUAUAUGCGGGUAAGAGGGGAUGGUCACCGUCUUUAACAAUGCUUGUGUUGUUAGCCUGGCGCGUGC
Leptonychotes weddellii (Weddell seal) is the source of this 888-nucleotide messenger RNA. Lineage: Eukaryota; Metazoa; Chordata; Mammalia; Carnivora; Phocidae. The record is from RefSeq and is a predicted model, not a curated record.